Molecule: messenger RNA, 1002 nt
Organism: Ostrea edulis (European flat oyster)
Lineage: Eukaryota; Metazoa; Mollusca; Bivalvia; Ostreida; Ostreidae
Product: retinol-binding protein 4-like
Exons: 2
Coding region: 129-776 (215 amino acids)
Molecular function (GO): retinol transmembrane transporter activity; retinoid binding
Source: RefSeq, a predicted model, not a curated record
AACAUUGAGGAGGUUUCAACCUGUUUUCCUGAUCGAGAUUCUGACUGCGAUAAGAUUUCGUGCAAGAAAGUCAAAAACUAGUUACUGGCUUCAUCUUCAUCACACUGCUCCUGCACUCAACAACGACCAUGACGACGUCCGUCAUAUACAUUGCUGUUUUGACAAUAGCUUGCCCUUUGGUACACGUCCUAUCGCAUAGGAACUGUAAAAUCGAUGAUUUUGAAGUACAGAGUUACUUUAGGCCUGAACUUUUUAGUGGGGUGUGGCAUCUCGCGGGGUACACCAGAAUGCUGAGUCCCGUGACUCGCCUUCCCCCCAGGAUUAAGCACAUCAGGACCCGUUACGUCAAAUCCCGCUAUUACUUGGGAGCCGACGGAAGGGGGAUCAUCAUGAGCAACGGCCAGGUGAGGGUGACGUUACAGAACGGAUACACUUUCACGCGAUGUGAGCGCGUGGAUUUUUCCACUUACAUGGAGGAGGGGUCACGACCAAUCAUGGACCUCGUCCAGGUUACGGGGAGAAGACGAGGGUUGUUAACCAGGUCCCACAUCGUGGACACGGACUACGACAAUUACGCAGUCAGAUACACGUGCGAAUUGGAACUGGAAAAUGGCACGUGCGCACCACACAUGGACCAUCUUUGGAUUCUGCGUAAAGACAAUACGAAUUUUACAUUCAAUAGUACCCAGAUUCAGAAUAUCAUGACACGGCUGUGUAGUUCUGGAUCGUACGUUGAGUCACCCGUCGGAAACGAGUGUCCUGCUCCAACAAUGUAGGAACUACGUGACUCUUCUCCGACAAUGUAGGAACCACGUGACUCUUCUCCGACAAUGUAGGGACAAUGGUGACUCUGUUUCAGCAAUAUAGGACUAGCUAUGGAACGUAAGACAACACUCGUUUUAGAGUUAUGGUUAAUAGUGUGAAAACUGGGCUGAAAAGAAAACUUUAAACUGCAUAAAUAUCAUUGAAUAUGCAAGUUCUCAAUUAAAAAGUGUUAUAUCA